Miscanthus lutarioriparius is the source of this 495-nucleotide messenger RNA. The record is from the annotation of a GenBank genome assembly. NCBI's taxonomy places the organism in Eukaryota, Viridiplantae, Streptophyta, Magnoliopsida, Poales, Poaceae.
AUGGAGCAGGUCGAAGCGGAGGUGGCCCCGGCAACCGAGGUCGUCGUCACCAGCAUGGAGUUAAUGGAGCAGUCCAGGGCCAAGUCCCACUUCCUCCGAGAGCUCCACUCGCAGGGUCAUGAUGAGGCGAAGCUGCGCUGGCAACUGACGGCAGUCCAGAACGCCCAGAACACCUCCGAGCAAGAGGUGGCCGCGCUUAGGGCCGCCCAGAGGAGCGAGGUCCAAGAGCUCGAGGCCCUGCAUCAUGAGGUAGCGACGCUGAUCUCCAACGGCGUCUACUUUGGCAUCCACACCGCCCUCUCCUCGGUCGGCACCCACUACGAAGGGGUGGAUUGGGAGCUAGUGGCAAAGGCAUACGCGCCGAAUCGUUCAAUAGAGGAGGUCGACCAAGUGUGCGACCUAGUGGCUCCCCAUGCGAGUCGGCUUGCCGGGCAAGUCCUCGUCGAGGUCGUCCACCGUGAUCAUCUGGGCCUUCACCUUGAGGACAGGAGUUAG